UCACUAGCCAUCAGUCCGCAAAACUGCGAGAGAGCGAGUGGCGAUAGAAGGGAAUAGCAAAGCGGCGCUGGGGGCGGCCAUUUUAGGAGUAUCACGGUUGCCGAAUACAUCUUCUGAAAUUGUUUUUCUUGAGAGAGCUAUAUAUUUUAUUAUAGGCGAGGAUAUAAUAAGUUUGUUUUUAUUUUCCCGUGUUGUAAUUCGAAUUUGGGAUGCAGAUCAGAAGGUAUAAACAUUUUGCAUCCGUUGUCGGACUGGUCCUCGGACUAUUAUGUGCGGUGGAGGCAGCUAAAGUUAAUAAGCACAAGCCAUGGAUCGAGACGACGUAUCAUGGCAUCGUAACAGAAAAUGACGACAAAGUACUUCUGGACCCUCCACUUAUCGCCCUGGACAAAGACGCCCCACUGCGCUACGCAGAAAGUUUUGAGGUGACCUUCACCAAAGAAGGUGAGAUUUGUGGCUUCAGGAUCCAUGGGCAGAAUGUUCCCUUUGAGGCAGUGGUCCUGGACAAGUCCACGGGUGAGGGAGUCAUUCGAGCUAAGGACAAGCUGGACUGUGAACUCCAGAAGGAGCACACCUUUACCAUCCAGGCCUACGACUGUGGAGAAGGCCCCGACGGAGCAAACAUGAAGAAAUCUCACAAGGCCACUGUCCACAUCCAGGUGAACGACAUCAACGAGUAUUCCCCAGUGUUCAAGGAGAAGUCCUACAAAGCCACGGUCAUCGAGGGUAAGAAGUAUGACAGCAUCCUGAAGGUGGAGGCAGUGGAUGCCGACUGCUCAUUCCAGUUUAGCCAGAUCUGCAGCUACGAGAUCGUCACCCCAGAUGUACCCUUCACUGUUGACAAGGACGGCUUCAUCAAGAACACAGAGAAGCUGAACUACAGCAAAGAGCGCAUGUACAAACUGACGGUGACUGCCUACGACUGUGGGAAGAACCGCGCCUCAGAAGAUGUGCUGGUCAAGAUCAACAUUAAGCCCACCUGCAAGCCCGGCUGGCAAGGUUUCAACAAGAGGAUUGAGUACGAGCCUGGCACAGGCAGUCUGGCCCUUUUCCCCAGCAUGCACUUGGAGACCUGCGAGGAGCCAAUCACCUCCAUCCAGGCCAACAUCGAGCUGGAGACCAAUCACAUCGGAAAGGGCUGCGACCGAGACACCUACUCUGAGAAGUCGCUGCACAAGCUAUGUGGCGCCAGCGCUGGCACGGUGGAAUUACUGCCUGCACCAAGCAGCUCUGCCAACUGGACGGUGGGUCUGCCCACAGACAAUGGGCAUGACAGCGACCAGGUGUUUGAGUUCAAUGGCACGCAGGCCAUCAAGGUGCCCGAUGGCGUGGUGAGCACCAGCCUGAAGGAGCCCUUCACCGUCUCUGUGUGGAUGAGGCACGGCCCCGGGGCCAGGGAGAAGGAGACCAUCCUCUGUAACUCGGACAAGACCGAGAUGAACAGACACCACUACUCCCUCUACGUCCACAACUGUCACCUCAUCCUGCUGCUGCGUCAGGACCCCGCAGAGACGGAGAACUACAAACCAGCGGAGUUCCACUGGAAACUGGACCAGGUGUGUGACAAAGAGUGGCACCACUACGUGCUGAACGUGGAGUUCCCCUCCGUGGCUCUCUUUGUAGACGGGGCCACCUUCGAGCCCUUCCUGGUCACCGAAGACUACCCCCUGCACUCCUCCAAGAUUGACAUGCAGCUCACUAUCGGGGCCUGCUGGCAAGACAACCCAGGACAUGACAAAGACAAUGAGACAGUAUCUGAGCCUUCCACAGGCGGCAAUGCUCGCAUGUCCCAGUUUUUCCGGGGGAAUCUGGCCGGCCUGAUGAUCCGAUCGGGAAAGCUGGAGAACAAGAAGGUGAUCGACUGCCUGUAUACCUGCAAGGAGGGCCUGGAUGUGCAGCUGCCUGAGGAGGUGGCCUCAGCCGUCAAGGUGGCAUUCAACCCCAACCAGUCGUCGCUGACCGUGGAAGGCGAUGACAUUGAGGCUUUCGACAAGGUCAUGCAGCAUAUCUCCUACCUGAACUCACGCCAGUUCCCCACCCCCGGCAUUCGACACCUCCGCGUCUCCACCACCGUCAAGUGCUUCAAUGAGGAGACGUGCAUCUUGAUACCGGAAGCGGCGGGAUACGUGAUGGUGCUGCAGCCCGAGGAGCCCAAGAUCAGCCUGAGUGGCAUCGACCACUUUGCCCGCGGCGCUGCGGAGUUUGAGAGCCCCGAGGGCGUGACUCUGUUCCCCGAGCUGCGCAUCGUCAGCACCAUCACCCGCGAGGUUGAGGCUGAAACCGAGCCAGAGGCCACAGAGGGGGCAGAGGGGGCAGAGGAUGACCCCACAGUUCAAGAGACUGUCGUGUCGGAGGAGAUCAUGCACAACCUGGACACAUGUGAGGUGACUGCGCUGGGCGAUGAGCUAGACGGAGAGCAUGAGACCUUGGAGGUGGACCAGGCCCAGGUCCAGCAGCGCGGCCUGGAGAUGACCUCCUCCAACCUGGGUCUCGUCCUGACAGGCGUCAACACCAUGGCCAACUAUGAGCAGGUCCUGCACCUGAUUCGCUACAAGAACUGGCACACAGAGGCUCUCUUUGACAGGAAGUUCAAGCUGUUCUGCUCCGAACUCAACGGCCGCUACAUCAGCAACGACUUCAAGGUUGAGGUCAGUGUGAUCCACACAGCCAACCCCAUGGACCAUGCUAAUAAUGCCAUGGUGCAGCCCAAUUUCAUCAACCCAGUGCACCACGCCUCUGUGGACCUGUCCGGACACAACCUGGUCAACGCUCACCAGGCUUCAGUGGUCCCCAGCGCCGCCACCAUCGUCAUUGUGGUGUGUGUCAGCUUCCUGGUGUUCAUGAUCAUCCUGGGCGUGUUCCGGAUCCGAUCAGCCCACCAGCGCACCAUGAGGGACACAGAGGGCGGCAAGGAGAAUGAGAUGGACUGGGAUGACUCGGCCCUCACCAUCACAGUCAACCCCAUGGAGACUUAUGAGGACCAGCACAGCAGUGAGGAGGAAGAAGAAGAAGAGGAGGAGAGCGAGGAAGGUGAGGAGGAAGAUGACAUCACAAGUGCUGAGUCGGAGAGCAGCGAGGAUGAGGAGGCCGGAGAGCCAGAGGACCAGCAGGGUGCCAGCAGACAGCAGCAGCUGGAGUGGGACGACUCCACACUCACCUACUAACAGACAUACACAUACUCAUACAUUUUUACAUGCACAUGCAAACACACACUUCUUACACACACAAGCAACACACACACUCAUACACAUACACACCACAGGAGGUUGGUGCCACAUUAAUUGG
Oncorhynchus tshawytscha (Chinook salmon) is the source of this 3285-nucleotide messenger RNA. It is a transcript of the gene clstn1, whose product is annotated as calsyntenin 1. NCBI's taxonomy places the organism in Eukaryota, Metazoa, Chordata, Actinopteri, Salmoniformes, Salmonidae. The transcript has 19 exons. Gene Ontology annotation, biological process: homophilic cell-cell adhesion; positive regulation of synapse assembly; positive regulation of synaptic transmission. The record is from RefSeq and is a predicted model, not a curated record. The coding region runs from base 210 to 3164 and encodes 984 amino acids. Gene Ontology annotation, molecular function: calcium ion binding; kinesin binding; X11-like protein binding. Gene Ontology annotation, cellular component: cell surface; postsynaptic membrane.